Molecule: messenger RNA, 2538 nt
Organism: Cynara cardunculus var. scolymus (artichoke)
Lineage: Eukaryota; Viridiplantae; Streptophyta; Magnoliopsida; Asterales; Asteraceae
Product: protein OBERON 3-like
Exons: 2
Coding region: 154-2517 (787 amino acids)
Cellular component (GO): nucleus
Source: RefSeq, a predicted model, not a curated record
CAAGAGAGUCAUGGCGAAUUGAACAAUUCAAAGAGGGCAAAGGGGGUGGAGAAGCCAACGAAGGAAUCAACCCUUCAAUUUCACUUCUUUUCUCACCUCUUUACAAGGUAUAACUCUUUAAUUUCUCUCUUCUUCUGAUUUUGGUGGAUCAUUAUGUUAAAAGAUAGAGAAAAUUGCUCAAGUGAUGGUGGUAAUGGAAGCAAAACCUCUGAACCGAAGCUGACACAGAUAGGGUCUGAAGAAAAUCGAGGGAAUCCGGAUGAAAGAAUUGGGUUUUCCGAUAAGGGUAAUGGGUUUUGUAGAAAUUCAGACCAGGGUCUGGAAUCAAAACCCUCGAAAUUGGGAAUUUCUCAAGAGUUGACUUUGAGCUAUCUGUGUGAUAAUUCGAAAUUGGCUUCUUCGGAUAAUGGUAAAAGUGUACUGAAUUCCUUUGAUACAGUUAAAGGAAAAUUGGUUGUUUCUGAGGAUCAUAAUAAUCAUAACCAGGAUGAGAAUAGGUGGGUAGAGAGAGACUUUCUGCAAUUGUCAGAGAAUUCGUCAAAAAGAGAGGUUGAAGAUGAUGAAAUUUAUAGAGUGAAUAGAGAUAAGAAGCCAAAGUUAGAAACCCUUGACCUAUCUCUAGCUUUGCCUGAUACUUCUAUGUCUCUGGCUGCAUCGAAUCGGGUUCAAGAUGGUGAUCCUUCGGUGAGUUUGAGGCCAAGUAGGAGUUUACAGUCUUUAGGUAGGUCAAAUAGUAACAACACUCAAACUACCUUCUCCAAUGAUUUCACAACUGGUUCCAUGUCGUAUUCGUAUUCACAUCAGUUUUCACAUAACCCAAGUUGCUCUAUGACUCGAAAUUCUACUGAGAAUUACGAGUAUUCAAUGGGUAGUCAUAGGAGAGAUUGUGACCAGAUAUGGAAUGGUGGGGAGGGCACUAACGGGUCGGUUCAUAGCCGGUUUAGGCCUGUAGGUGAUGGUGGUGUUGCAUUGGUACAAGCUAACCGGACCAAUUCUGAUAACAAUCUUUCAUUUUUCCCAUCUGAACUGCCGGCAAGGAUGAAAAUGGACACACAAUCGGGUGAUUCAAGGGGGAGAGGUUCUGAGAACACAAAGGGGUUGGAGGGUUUGGAUUUUGGAAGGUCACGUAAGCUUUCUAGACCUGAAAAGAUUCUUCGAGAAAUUGUAUCUGAGUCUAUUCCCACAAUGGCUCAAGUAACGCAAGAGCUUCCUGAAGAAACAUUCGAAUCCACAAAAGAUUAUUUGAAGAAACUGAUCUCGAUUCCUGAAAAGAGAGACGAAUUGGUGGGGUUGCAGCUUCGGCUCGAGAGAAGGUCUGAUCUCACCAGUGAAACACUCUCAAAAGCAAAUGAAAACCAACUUGUGCUUUUGGUUUCUAUAAGAAUGGGCCUCGAGAGCUUCUUAUCCAGCCAAACCCGCCUUUCGACAAAUGAACUUAUCGAGAUCUUUUUAUUCGAAAGGUGUAAGAAUGUGAAUUGCAAGAGAUUAUUGCCUGUUGAAGACUGCGACUGCAAGAUUUGCUCCACAAAGAAAGGAUUUUGUAGCGAGUGUAUGUGUCCUGUUUGUCUAAACUUCGACUGCGCCAGCAACACCUGCAGUUGGGUUGGGUGUGAUGUAUGUGGUCAUUGGUGUCAUGCAGCUUGUGGUAUUCAAAAGAAUCUAAUAAAGCCCGGUCCAAGUUUGAAGGGGCCCGCGGGGACAAGCGAGAUGCAAUUUAACUGCCUUUGUUGUGGUCAUGCUUCUGAAAUGUUUGGGUUCAUUAAGGAUGUUUUCAAGGCUUGUGCAGUACAAUGGGAUUUGGAGACAUUAAUCAAAGAGCUUGAUUGUGUUAGGAAAAUCUUUAGAGGGAGUGGAGAUUUUAAAGGGCAGAAGCUUCAUAUGAAGGCCAGUGAGUUGAUAUCAAAACUUGAGAACAAAGUGAUGUCCCCUUCAGAAGUAUGCAGCUUCAUCCUUCAAUUCUUCAACUCCAUAGACACAGACAUCACGUCCGAGUAUCCCGUCACCAACUCGUCCUUAAAAGACGCCAUCCCGCCAUUGAAACCUCACCCGUUGCAGCAAACGUCCUUCUACAACAUGGGAUCUUCAAAUAGCAGGGGAGAUAAAGAAAACAGUCUCAAAACUCAUCCCCACAUGAUGAAUUCCAACAAAAUGAUGAUCGAGGACGAAUGGUCCGUGAAAUCGUCAAAGAAAGACGCAUUCGACAGCGUGGAAAGCCUCGUGAGAAUUAAAGAAGCGGAAGCAAGAAUGUUUCAAACGAAAGCCGAUGAAGCAAGAAGAGAAGCAGAAGGGUAUAAACGGAUGAUCAGGGUAAAGAUCGAGAAGUUGGAUGAAGAGUAUACAGAGAAGAUCGGGAGGUUAAAUUUGCAAGAAACCGAAGAACGAAGAAAGCAGAAAGCGGAAGAGGUUAAGGUUUCGGAAAACGAUCAUUGCGAGUAUUACAAGAUGAAGAUGAGAAUGCAAGCAGAGAUUGCUGGUUUAUUGGAGAGAAUGGAGAAAACUAAACAGCAAUGGAUGUGAUCUUAAAAUUCUUCCAUCUUU